Molecule: messenger RNA, 8238 nt
Organism: Strigops habroptila (Kakapo)
Lineage: Eukaryota; Metazoa; Chordata; Aves; Psittaciformes; Psittacidae
Gene: GNB4
Product: G protein subunit beta 4
Exons: 10
Coding region: 2560-3582 (340 amino acids)
Biological process (GO): G protein-coupled receptor signaling pathway
Cellular component (GO): cytoplasm; heterotrimeric G-protein complex
Molecular function (GO): signaling receptor complex adaptor activity; protein binding
Source: RefSeq, a predicted model, not a curated record
AUCCACAUUGUUUAUAUCUGGCAGACAAUAAAUUUGGUUUAUGCUGUAAUAUUAUCUGAACUAAUGUAAAAUAAGCCUUGAUCUGUUCCCUUCUGUUAAUUAUACAGUUUGGGAAUAGACAUGUUGUCUUUCAUUAGACUGGUUGUUGUAGCUUGGAAAAUACAUGAUUUUCCAGGCUGGUCUUCAGUUCUGAACUAGGAGCAUGGUAAGUCUCAAAGCUAAGUACGAGAUGAGGAAAAAAUUGCUUAGAGUUUAAUUUUAUUAUAUAUAAUCAAUUUCUGAAACAUCAGAAUAGUAGCUGUUCUCUGCUAGGUAGAGAAUAUUAGGAAAGGAAGGGGGAAAAUAACAGAAUGGUCUGGAGAGGUCUAAAACUCACUAUAAAAGCAUUGGGAGAGAUGAAAACUGUCAUUUUCAGUCUGGUGGGUUUUACGUAUUCAGUGGAGUUUUGUGUUCUAGUUUGGUCUCUGCUUUGAAAAAUAUUUUGUCCGUUUGCUGCUGAGAACGUGAGCAGGGAGCUCGGAGCACUUGCUCUGGGGGAAAGGGUUCCCCAGUCGUAGCUGGGUGCUUUUCCUCUUUGCACAGUUGUCAGCACAGGCUCAUCCUGGUUCGUAGGGGUUGCUGUGCUUCACUUGCAGAGUUCACCGCAAGAGCGUUUAAUCUGCUUUACACAAUUUCAUAUACUCCCCUGAGAAUAAAUGGAGGAUCCAGAGAUUUUUGGCAGUUCUUGUGGGGAGUAGUGGGAAUAUUGGGGGACUUGAGCCUUCAAAGUCAUUUGAGGGUGCAGAAGAAAACCUAAAGCUGCUCUCUGACUGCUAAUAGAAAUACUGGAAGUGAUGUAAAAGAUGACUAAUCUGACAAUUAAAUGACAGAUACAGCAGAUGUAAUUACUGGUUAAAGUUGGGGAAAGUCUGAAGUAAUGUUAACAGGAAUAAUAACUGUAUCAACAAAUCAAAACAAAACAAACCACAUGACAAACCCCUACAAUCCUGAAAGUCUUUGAAUGGGAUGGGAAUCUUCAGUGGGUUUUUGCAAUGUUUGUUUGUGAUUUUUAAGAACAAUAGCUGUGGUGAAGUUAAUUUGUGCUUCCAAAAAACAGACUGAUUUUUAUCUUGAAAGAAAGGAGCUAGGAAAAGAGGGAGAUCAUAAAUACAUGGCUAUGUCUCGCUGUGUGUCUAAUAUAGCAAAAUAUAGGCAAUAUGGAAUUAUGCAUUAUUUAUUUGAAAUGAGCAGUUUUUACAGUGGACAAUGUAGAAGAGUUGUAUAAAUUUAACAUGUUGAGAAGCAAGGCUAUAGUGAUACCUUUCAUCUGUUAAUCAUGAAAAAUUUGAGCAGGUUACAGGGAUGUCUUUUUCUGUAUCCUGAUUGUUAAAGUGGUACAACAAAUAGCUGGUGGCUUUCUCUCUUGUUUAUCCCUUUCCUGAGUGCUCAAAAAGUUGGUCUUGAUGGGCCACUCGCAUCAUUUGAAUCUUAAGUAGAAGAUUGUUGGCUACAAAGGGAUAAUGAAAGUUUCAACUAUAUCUUCAUGUUGCUUAGUACUAAGAUAUCUAAUGUUUAAUUUGUCCAAGUAUUUUAAUUUUCCAAAUGGUUUCUAAAGAAAAACCUGGCACCUCAUAAAACCUUGCAAAAACAUUCUUGCGUACAGAACUGUGCAUAGUUCUCUCCUAGACAAUUAUGCAACUUUAAAAAAUGCCACAAAAUUGAUGAAUAUGAGAUUUUGAAGGUGAAGUAAGAAAUAAAAAAAAAAACAACCCCAAACCACACAAUAUGCAGUGCAUUGUAUCGUCCUCAGUUACUGUCUUCUCUGCCAGAGUCCUGAAUUAAGACCGUCAUGUCAGUGAAGAGAGGGUCAUUUGAUUUAUUAUUUUUUAAUCUCACGAGUAGUUUUAGAAAGUCCCAUCAAACUAGUAAGAAAUUAGAAAUUUCUGAGCUCGAUGUGCAAUGCUUGCUCAGGGAAUGUAAAUACCAAGGGACAAUGAUAAUGCAGUGAUUGUGUUUUGUACUUAAUACAAAUACUUAAUCUGAGAAUAUGCUCAGAUUAAUGCAAUUCCCACGUGCCAGGAACUUGCUGUUUAGAAAGUAUGCAUAGUAUUGCUAAUCAAGAAAAUAUUUUUUUUGAAGUUCCACCAAAAUUCUUCUCUCUAAUUGGAUGCAGACCUGUCACUUAUUUCAUCUUCUUAAGUGUGUAAUUAAAUCUAGUUGGUACUGUUUUGUUCUUUUUAUGAAACCUCUGUGUUUUGCAACUUGGGCUUUUGUAAUAGAAUUUGUGUGAAAGAUGAUAAACAGAACUAGAGCAAGUGAUCAGGAAAAACGUGAACAUAUGCUGUUAAGGCUGUGGUUUGAUGUGAUACUAGGGCAGAAAGCGUAAAGAGCUUUCUAGAUAACGUGAGGCAGUGAUGUACAAUACUGCAGCUCAAAUUUAAAAAGAUCUGUAUUGUUUAAGAUUGUGUUAGUGUGGUCAGCCGUGUGGGAACAAUGAAACAGUCCGUCUUUGCAGAAAGCCUGAAACAAAAGACCAAGAGGUUUUCUUCACCAGUGGAGCGUGAGAAGUAGAGGCUGAAGAUGAGUGAGCUGGAACAGUUACGGCAGGAGGCAGAGCAGCUGCGAAAUCAAAUCAGAGAUGCAAGAAAAGCAUGUAGCGACACAACUCUUGCUCAGAUCACAACAAGUCUGGACUCAGUGGGUCGAAUUCAAAUGCGAACAAGGCGCACGCUUAGAGGUCACUUAGCCAAAAUCUAUGCUAUGCACUGGGGAUCGGACUCAAGGCUACUAGUCAGUGCUUCUCAAGAUGGAAAAUUAAUUAUUUGGGAUAGUUAUACAACAAAUAAGAUGCACGCCAUUCCUUUGAGAUCCUCCUGGGUGAUGACUUGCGCGUACGCACCGUCUGGAAACUAUGUUGCGUGUGGUGGAUUGGACAACAUUUGUUCCAUAUACAACUUAAAAACCAGAGAGGGCAAUGUGAGAGUGAGCCGAGAGCUGCCAGGGCAUACAGGUUACUUGUCCUGUUGUCGCUUUCUGGAUGACAACCAAAUUGUCACUAGCUCAGGAGACACCACUUGCGCUUUGUGGGAUAUUGAAACUGGUCAACAGACCACCACGUUCACUGGGCAUACUGGCGAUGUGAUGAGUCUCUCCCUAAGUCCAGAUAUGAGGACUUUUGUUUCGGGUGCCUGUGAUGCCUCCUCGAAGCUUUGGGAUAUUCGAGAUGGAAUGUGCAGACAGUCAUUCACAGGGCAUGUGUCGGAUAUUAAUGCAGUUUGUUUUUUCCCUAAUGGACAUGCAUUUGCCACUGGAUCUGAUGAUGCCACUUGCCGACUCUUUGACCUACGUGCUGAUCAGGAAUUAAUGCUGUACUCCCAUGACAACAUCAUCUGCGGGAUCACUUCUGUAGCCUUCUCGAAAAGCGGCCGCCUCUUGCUAGCAGGUUAUGAUGACUUCAACUGCAACGUGUGGGAUACUCUGAAAGGGGAGAGAGCAGGUGUCCUUGCUGGCCAUGACAACCGUGUGAGCUGUUUAGGUGUUACUGAUGACGGCAUGGCUGUAGCUACAGGGUCUUGGGACAGUUUUCUCAGAAUCUGGAAUUAACCGGGAGCCAAACAUGUACAUUCUCCAUUUGAGAUCUGGAGAAAUCAAUGCUGCAGCCUAUAGCUGUGAAAUAACAUUUCUACCUUGUAUUUGCAGGUGAAGUUUUUCUAUUCACUGAUUAUUACACAAAAAGGCUUUCUGUAAACUAGAAAAAAAAUCAAGUGAAGAAAUAGGGGAGGGGGGAAGAAAUCACUGACUUUUUAAAAGGGGCCAGCACACAUAAUCAUGGUGACCGACAAACUAAGAGCCAGUCUUUUCGUUUUUGGUGGUUUGGUUAGAUUGUCCUUGAAGGGUUUUUGCUUGUGCUCAGUCUGCUAAUCCUGUACUUUUUUUUUGUACAUAACAGAAUAUACACGUUAUAGCGGCCAAUCAUGUAACAUUUGUCUGUAUGUAAAGAAAUACGUUCGCAUUUUUUAAGGAACUGCAUUUAUAGCUUUGCUUUUAACCCGAGAUGUCACUUCCGAGUUUUGUAGUGGAUGAACUAGAUUGCUGUUUUAAAUGUUUUUGUGAAUUUACUGUAGAUAAAGUGAAGCCAAUGGUAUGUGUGUGUUUUUAUAAUGGAAGGCAUUUGAACUUUUGUUUUUUAAAGGCCCUGGAGACUCCCAGUUAAUACCUGCCGCCUUACACACUCACUUCUUGACCUGCUUGCCUAUUUUUAAUCCUGGGGGUUCCUUCUUCAAGCCAGUGGUUCCUGGUUCAUCCAUUGGCAAUCAUGGCCUCCAAACACCAAGGAGUUAACGCCAGGCAGACUUGCAACAACAGCAAAAAUAAUCAUAAAAUAAUUUUUAAAAAAUCAGAAGUAUUAGAGCUUCCUUACCGCAGCUGUUCGCGGCAGCUCUCGGGUAGGGAAGCCCAGUGCCCGCCAGCGCUGUAAUUAAGUGACCGAGUGCUUUUCCUUCCGAGAGUUCAGCUCUAACUAAAUGCAGUUUUGACCAUCCCAAACUCCGGCUGACCUGCACUCCCAGGCUUAUUGGGCAUGCUGCUCAGUGCAGGGAGCUGUGUAUUUGCAACGCGUGCUCAAUUACCACAAUCAAUCAGCUGAGAAAUUCAGGAGGACUUUGCUUAAAUUCUUACUGCAGAUUUAAAUGUGCAGUUAAUCGCCUGUAAUCCCCCUCCAAAUUAGGGGCUUGCCAAAGCAUACCACAACCAAAAGCGCUUGUCAAUUACGUGCAGUGUGAAUUCUAAAAGGAAUUGUGUAACUUACAACAAACCAAAUAACCUUACUUACCUGUGUGACCCUUUCAAACUUCACCCUGUCAACUUUGUGACUUGCUGCUUCUCCUGUGGUCACAGAGCUCUGUGCUGUGGGGGCUUAUUAGAUGCUAAUUGUUCUGCAGCUCUGACACUGUAAAUAGCCAUUUCCUCUCCCGUUCCGAAUUUUAUUCUGAUUUUGAUGUCAGUUGCUUAUAAUGAUAGGUUCUGAUCAAGUACAGUUGAGUGUAGCUGUAGGAAAAUCAAGGGACUGAUGCGCAUUUGAAGUGACCUGGGAAGAUCAUUUAACUUCUUGGUGCCUGGCAGCACUCCUGCGCUUGCAGUGGAUGUUCUCUUGGGAACCUGGCGUUUUUGGAAAAGGGAAUUAAGUCCUAUUGGCUUCUCACAAGUGGCUUUUUUUAAGAUAAUGCAAAUUUUAAAUCAUCAGGUUGGAAGAUAAUGUUGAUGUGCCCUCAUCUGAAGCUAUGGGGAGCCUGGGUAUCUUGGGGUCAGGUAGGAAAUGAAAGGGCCUGGUAUCUUGUGAUACACCACAGCAGAUUUGUGGCUGAGAUGACUCCUUGUCAAGUUUCUGCCAUUUUUAAAUCCUAAAUUUCAGUACUUCCAGACUGUGCCUGUAAACUUGCCAUGUCUGUAAUGGUGAAGGUGCCAAGAAAUGUACCAGUCAAUCACAGUAAAUUCACCUUUAGAAAAAGGUGCGCCUUGUGCUGGAGAAGUAAACAUUUACUGACAGCAGACUGCGGUGUAGGACCAAAAUCACACUGUAUUGUAUGUCACAGGGAUGCCUCAGCAUUUUGCUUUAUGAUGUCUGCAUUAACAGAACUAUUAUGGAAUUCCUUUCACUCUCCGAAGCGAGCAGCUCUUUGGGAUCUUGCAGACAUCGUUUAUUUUCUCAGUGGUGCACUUGGUUGUUUUUUUUAACUCACAGCUGCCUUGAGCGAAUCAUUCUGGAAAUUUGUUACUAAGGAAUCUUAAGAAAAUAUUCUUUUUCUAAAAAAUCAUUUUCCAUAGAAGUGUUUUGAACCAAUUUCCUAGUCAACACCUUUGAGAAGACAGGUGCCAUUUUUACAUUAUUCUGGUAUUAAGAACUAGUUUCUACUUGCGAAACUCCAAAACAAUUUUACAGAUGUAUAUAACUUUCCUUAGCAGUUCAGGUAGACUGUAACGUGUGGUCGUGGCUCUCGCGCAGGGAUUACCACAAAUAAUUUCACUGUCAUUGUUUGAUGGGCAACUGUCUGUUGGAUUCAGCUGCUUUUAAAAUAAGGAAUGCCAACUACGUGCUAAUGAGGUUUCCAAAAGCGUGAUGCAGAUAUCUGCCGGCUUUUGCUAUCCAGUUAACCAGUGUCUGUAGUGUCGCAGGUCCCGAGGUGGCUCCUUCUGUGCUGGUGCACAAGGAAACCUGGAAGGAGCCCACACACAAUGGGGGGAAAAAGGGUGUCUGAUGCUUCUGGGGAGCUCAUAGGAAGCUGGUGGUAGAUCCCGCCAAGGUGGCGUGUGCUGUUGAGUUACUGUCCUGGAUAUAGCUUAGAGUUUGGUUUUUUUCUUCAAAGCCUACAGAUUCAGUGUAAGGCAUUGCUAUUACAUGAGGCCAAAUAAUGAACUUGCACAGGCUGGGGUAUUUCCUUCUUUCUGCUGUGAUCAGUGGCUUUUCUAGAUUGAUGCCUUUACUAAAAUGGAUGGGAUUUUAAUGGUAGAAGCUCAGACUCCUCCUAACAUGAGGAAGGUAAUAAAAUGACCCUUCCUCAGUUUUACUUCAAAGGUUUCACUCCCAGUUUUGAAUCUCAAAGAAAAGGGAGCGUGCCUUUAGUUUAAUGGAGACUCAAGUAUAUGUCUUGUGUGAUUUCUGUCUGUGCGCCACAACCUUCUUACACCGGGGGUUUUGCAGCACUAGUGGGUUCAUCGGAACCUGUCUUUAAUGGUUUGUUGCCAAACUACAUCAUUACCUGAAUUUCACACAACUUGUGUAAUUACAGAAAUGGAGGAACUAAGACCACUGUGCCAGAACGGUGGCCAGGUAACUCAUUCCCAGCCUCUUGUCUGCGGCUUGGAAAGUGGAGCUAUGUGCUUCGGGCAACAAGAUGUAUUUUAUUCAGGUACAGAUUUGUCAGCAUUUUCUAGUGUUGAUGUAACUUUGCAAUAGCAAAUACUCAUCAGGCAAGCACCGAACCCAGGCUUGUUCCCGUGUAGACUUGGACACACAUCUGUUGCUAGAGAUACUGGUUGAGAUUCUGGAAACCACAAGAAGCUUCUCCGUGGCAUUGUGCUGAUGUAUACUUGCUUCCUCCAGUACCGUGGGCCUGUUUCCAUCUGUCUCCAGACCUUUUUUCUUCCAAACAUUGCUAUCCUCUGCCUUGCUAAAUUGCAGAUACAUCACAGUAUCUGGCAGAACUGAUAGUUCAGGGUAUUGACAACAAUACAAUCCAUUUCAAACAGAACUCGGAUUAAAUGGGCUUUUCCCCCGCCGCAGGAGAGGGCCUGACCUUGACUUGGCAAAGCUGAACUGCUGUAACAGCUGGUCCUAGUGUGCUUACUGUAAUGCAUGGGUUGGAACUAGUUACUCUUUAAUUCAGUUCGUGUAACCGCUUGUCCCACAAUGAAGUUCACAUUACUUUAAGGUGGAAUGAAACCAUUGUGAAAACAUUCCAAGAGUGCUUAGUCUUUCCUCUUUGAGGACACUGUCACCUCCACUAGGUUUAGUGCUGUGCUUUAAGAUGUUGGUGAGAGUAUUGGCUAAUUAAACUAGUUGGUAUAAAUGGUCGUGUAGCAGAAUGACUGAUUUUUGAGAUAGCAUUUCCUGUACAAGUACUUAAGCAUGGGUUGAUGGUGCACUUUGUAUACCGUAAUCUGGCAUGCAUGCUGGUAAAACUACUUCCUACACUUCGGAGGCACCACAAGCCUUUUUAUCCAAUUGCUGGUUAUGUAAAAUACAUGCAGAAUGUUAAUGCAGUGUUGUUAUGGUAAAUGUGUGAACAGUGUUACUAAUUGAUAUAAUAACUGAUAACAGAUUACAUGUGCCUGACAUUCUUAUACCACACAGUAUGUUUAGGUUUUAACUAAUAUGGACUUCGGUGGAAUAGUCUUAGGUAUUUCAAGCCUUUGUUUUACUUACACAAUGGUGCUCUAUUUGUGUUUUUUUCUCCUUUUUUAUUUUAAAAAACAAAAAGCAUCUGAACACUUGUAGUACAUAUUACAUCCAAAGGAGUCCAAAAAAAGUGCUUCUAAACAUGCUUGGGUUUAAUUUGCCUUUAGUUUCCAGCAUUUCUCAUCAGCUUGGUUUCUGUUUUGUUUUGUUCCAUUUUUUAACUUGUUGCUGACUACUUUGGAAAACUUCAGUAAUGUUACCAAUUAUGAAGUGAUUCUGCACUGCCUUUGGAUUAUGUAUUCAGAAACAGUCUUAAAGCUUUUAUUUAAGCUAUUAAAAAAACCAGGGACUUGUGCCAUUUGUUC